AUGAACAACGAGCAGUUUCGGAAGCUGCUAGGCGCGAACUCAACCAAGUCAUCAUCACCAAGUAAUGGAGCCACGCCAAGUAGCGCCACGCCAUCUGGCGCUGGUGCUCUGGGAUCGCGACAACGAUCAAGCAUCCCAAUGACGCCCCGAUCUGUUGGUGGCAUGAACCCUAGAAACGAGUUUGCGCGACAACUUGCCGCUAGAAAUCAAGCAGCUCAGCCCCAAAAGAAGUUCCGAUCGUCAGCGCCCAAAGGAUCCCGACUCGCCGAAGGCUACGUGGACCGAUCGAAAGAGCGGUACGAUGAAGAGGAAGAUGACCGCGCGAAAAGGAUCAAGGCGUUGGAGGAGUCACUCAAGAACGAGGAGAUUGACAAGGAGACGUUUGAGAAGCUCCGCAACGAGAUUGCGGGAGGCGACAUCUCCAGCACGCAUCUGGUAAAGGGGUUGGACUUCAAGCUCCUGGCGAGGAUACGAAGGGGUGAAGACGUUUGGAAUGACGAAAAGGACAAAGAAGAGAAGGAGGAGGCACCCCCCGAAGAGGACAUCGACGAGGCAUUCGACGAAUUGGAGGAGUCAGAAGUGCAAGCUAUCGAGAAGGAGACCGUCAAGAAGAAAGGCCAGAUGGCGUCUAUCGCGCUUGCGCCUGGAAAAAAGAGAACACGCGACCAGAUUUUGGCAGAGAUGAAGGCUGCAAGAGCGGCUGCAAAGGCAGCGCAAGACAAUUUGGGCGACAAAUUCAGGAAGAUUGGAGCGAAGCAAAAACCCGGGACUCGCAUUGAGCGAGACAGCAAGGGCCGUGAGGUCCUAAUCAUCGUCGAUGAAGACGGUCACGAGAAGAGAAAGGUCCGGAAAGUGCAACCAGGAGUCGAAGAAGAGCAGAGGAAGGAGUUCAUUCCAGAUAAGGACGCGAAGCCGCUUGGCAUGGAAGUUCCUGAAUUCUACAAAAAGCAGCAGCAGCAGGAAGCCGAAGAAGAUGAUAACGAUGACAUUUUCGCCGACGCAGGAGAUGAUUACGAUCCACUUGCUGGCAUGGACAGCGACUCAGAUGAGGACGACGAAGGCGAGGUAAAAGACAAGGAGGCGAAGGAGGACGCCAAGGCAGAAUCCAAAUCCGACUCGACAUCAAUGGCACCGCCUCCCAGGCCAGCCGCCCCGCGCAAUUACUUCAAGGACUCCAAGACGGAGCUUAUUUCAUCACAAUCCAUCAAGGCACCCUCUAUGGAAGACCCCGCAAUCAUGGCAGCGUUCAAGAGGGCCGCACAACUUAGAGCAGCAAACAAGGAAGAGGAUAAUGAUGAGGAUGAAGAUGACGAAGAGGCCAAGGCCCGCGCGGCACGUCGCAGGAAGAUGCUGGAGUCGGUCGAUCGCGAUGCCGAAGAUCUGGACAUGGGCUUCGGCACCAGCAGAUUUGAGGAUGAGGCCGACUUUGACGACCAACCAAUUAAGUUGUCUCAAUGGGGCAACGACGAUGACGAAGAGGGUGGUCAUGGUGGCAAGACGAAGAGAAAGAGAGGUCCCAAGAAGAGAAAAGGCGACGCUACCAUGGUCGACCUCAAACUGACGGAACCCACAGUCCCAGUCUGGCUGGACUGCGACCCAGGCCACGAUGACACAUUCGCCAUCCUCCUGGCCGCCUACCACCCCACAAUCAAGCUACUGGGCCUCUCAACGGUCUUCGGAAACGCCCCCCUAGAAAAGACAACCGCCAACGCUUCGUCCAUCCUCACGGCGAUCGGCAAGCACAAUGACAUCCCCGUCUACGUCGGCGCCGCCAAGCCCAUGGCCCGGCCGCCCAUGCAAGCCGCCACCGAUAUCCACGGCGAAUCCGGCCUCGACGGAACCGACCUCCUCCCGCAGCCCCUGAAGGCUGCCGACCGCACCACCCCGGCCAUCGACGCCAUGGCCGCCGCCCUCUCCGCCCAGGCGCCCGGCACCGCCUGGCUCGUCGCCACGGGCUCCCUGACCAACGUCGCGCAGCUCUUCGCAAAGUACCCGGACCUCGUCGCCCACAUCAGGGGGCUGAGCAUCAUGGGCGGCGCCAUCGGCGACGGCUUCACGGACAUCGUCAUGGGCAAGGUCGACGGCGUCGCGCGCGUCGGCAACUGGACGCCCUGGGCCGAGUUCAACAUCAUCAUCGACCCGGAGGCCGCCGCCGCCGUGUUCCACAACAAGGCCCUCGCGGCCAAGACGACUCUCGUCCCGCUCGACCUGUCGCACCAGGUCCUCGCCACGGAGGAGGUGAGGGAGCUGCUGCUGUACGGGAAGGACGCUGCCGGCGAGAAGACGGGCAAGGGCAAGACCACGCUGCGGCAGAUGCUGGUCGAGCUUCUCAUGUUCUUUGCCAAGACGUAUAGCGACGUCUUCGGCAUCACCGCCGGCCCGCCCCUCCACGACCCCCUUGCCGUGGCCGCCGUCCUCACGGGUACCAAGCACGAGAUACCCUUCUACGACUUCGACACCAAGAAGGGCAACUGCGUAAAGUACCACGAGCGCUUCGACCUGACCGUCAUCACGGAGGGGUCUCUCGAGGAUGCGAAGGAGGGCAAGGCGCAGCUGGGCAGGACGGUUGCGAAGCUGCUGGAGCCGGGCAGCGAGGGCGUCAGGAUACCCCGCGGUCUCGACAUUCCCAUGUUCUGGAAGGUCAUCGAGGAGUGUACGGAGCGGGCGGAUCGGGUCAAUGCCGGUGAGGUGACGGGGUUGAAGGAGAAUGGUCUUCUGGAGAACUAA
Colletotrichum gloeosporioides is the source of this 2727-nucleotide messenger RNA. RefSeq names its product Uridine nucleosidase. The record is from RefSeq and is a predicted model, not a curated record. Lineage: Eukaryota; Fungi; Ascomycota; Sordariomycetes; Glomerellales; Glomerellaceae. Gene Ontology annotation, molecular function: purine nucleosidase activity. Gene Ontology annotation, cellular component: cytosol. The coding region runs from base 1 to 2727 and encodes 908 amino acids. Gene Ontology annotation, biological process: purine nucleoside catabolic process. The transcript has 6 exons.